AUGUUACGAACGGAUACGUCCACCCAACAUACAAAUGCCCAUACGUCCGCGUCUGCCAUGGCUUCCACAUUCCCUCGAAAUACUACUGGGCUACCUACAGCUUCCCCAAUGUCGUCAGCUUCGACACCAUUAUCUCCGCAACAGUUGUCGUCGUUGAAGUAUCAGAUCGUUGCUUAUAGACUGAUCUCGAAGAAUAUGUCAGUUCCUCCUCAUUUACAGCAGGCAAUGUUUGGUCCCGGGGCUGUAAUGAGCAAUUUAUCAGCUCAAGAAGCUGCGGCUGCCACACUACCAGCAAAAUUGGUUGAAGGAGCGUAUACGCAUCAUAGUCAAUCUACUGGUGCUGGUAGUACUGGGACUGUGUCGGUUGCGAGUGACCAAUCUGCGCAACAACAUUCUUCACUUUCCCCCCCAUUAUACAAUGCGUAUAUUGAUCCGUACACAUAUCUGAAAAAACCCUUUAGCCAGUCAGCAGGCUCUCGUUUCCAGCGCCUAUUGAUCCCUAGUAUAACGCCUCCUGGACUAGAUCCAAUUGAUUUACUCAUGGAAAAAGAGAGAGAAAUGGAGGCGAGAAGGGAGCAGAGAAUACGGCAAUUAGAGAAUAAGUUGGCUAGUUUGUCUAAUGAUGCUUUGAGGAUGGGUAAUGGGAGCGAAAAGGAGAAUAAUAGCGCUUCUAUAGCUAGUCCUAAGAUUAAGGCUUUGAUAGAAGUAAAGAGUUUAAAAUUGCUGCCGAAAAGGAAUAAGCUCCGCCAAGAAUUCAUUAAGGGCAACACCAAAGCAGCUACCCUCGCGACAUCAAAUAAUCGCGCAGAUUUUCGUCGCAUGAAGAAACCAUCUCUACGGGAUGCUCGCAAAACCGAGAAAUUGGAACGUCAGCAGCGUGUUGAUCGGGAACGUCGCGAGAAGCAAAAGCAUCUUGAUUAUCUCCAAUCAAUCUGCGCACACGGCCGAGAUCUAAUACAAUGGCAUCGCACAAACCAGGCGAAACAGUCAAAAAUCGGUCGUGCUGUUCUAAACUAUCAUUCUCAAAUUGAAAAAGAAGAACAGAAAAAAGAAGCACAGAAAGCAAAGGAUAGGUUGAAGGCAUUGAGAAAUGACGAUGAGGAAGCAUAUUUGAAAUUGAUCGAUCAGGUGAAAGACACUAGAAUUACGCAUUUGUUGAAACAGACGGAUGCAUAUUUGGGUAGUUUGGCCCAGGCAGUUUUGGCGCAACAGAACGUCGACUUGCAUAAUGAUCCGACCAUGAAAGGUGGGGUUGAAUUGAUGGAUGAGCAAGACAAUACAGACGUUGAGAUUGAUGGGAAGAAGCUCGAUUAUUUUGCUGUUGCUCAUAGAAUUAAAGAAGAAGUCGAACAACCUGCUCUACUAGAGGGCGGUACUUUGAAAGAAUACCAGGUUAAAGGGUUGCAAUGGAUGGUAUCUCUGUAUAACAAUCGUCUUAAUGGGAUUUUAGCCGACGAAAUGGGUCUCGGAAAGACAAUACAGACUAUUUCAUUGGUAACAUAUCUCGUUGAGCGCAAGAAGCAGAAUGGUCCAUUCUUGAUUGUUGUUCCUUUGUCUACACUAACGAACUGGACUAUGGAGUUUGAAAAAUGGGCCCCUCAAAUUAGCAAAUGUGUCUACAAAGGUCCACCCAACGUUCGUAAAGAACUCCAACACACCUUCAUUAAACACAUCAAUUUUCAAGUUCUUCUGACCACCUACGAGUAUAUUAUCAAAGACAAACCCGUUUUGAGUAGAAUCAGAUGGGUGUAUAUGAUUAUUGACGAAGGUCAUAGAAUGAAGAAUGUGAAUUCAAAAUUGUCAACCAUAUUGACCAAUUCGUAUCAAUCAAGAUAUCGUUUGAUUUUGACUGGUACACCCUUGCAGAAUAACCUUCCAGAGCUAUGGUCCCUUUUGAAUUUCGUUCUUCCAAGAAUCUUUGAUUCAGUAAAAAGCUUCGAUGAAUGGUUUAAUACACCUUUUGCUAACACUGGUGGGCAGGACAAAAUAGCGCUUAACGAAGAAGAGGCAUUGCUUAUAAUUAGGCGUCUACAUAAAGUAUUACGCCCCUUCCUUCUGCGACGUCUCAAGAAAGAUGUCGAAUCCGAGUUACCGGAAAAAGUCGAAAAAGUCUUGAAAUGCCGGUUUUCAGCCUUACAGAAUCGACUUUAUAGUCAAAUGAAGAAGCAUGGGAUGCUUUUUGUCAGUACUGGCGAAAAAGGCAAAACUGGUAUCAAAGGCUUAAAUAAUACUAUCAUGCAACUUCGUAAAAUAUGUAACCAUCCAUUUGUGUUCGAGGAUGUCGAAAAAGACAUCAAUCCGUCAAAAACAAGCAAUAGUCUUCUUUACCGUGUCUCUGGGAAAUUCGAACUGCUGGAUAGGGUUCUUCCUAAGUUCUAUAGAACAAGACAUAGGGUGUUGAUUUUUUUCCAAAUGACGGCUAUUAUGAAUAUUAUGGAGGAUUUUCUUCAUUAUCGUCGAUACAAAUAUCUUCGAUUAGAUGGUUCAACGAAGGCCGAAGAUCGCUCUACCUUGCUUAGACUAUUCAAUGCAGAAGACUCUGACUACUUUGUAUUCUUGUUAAGUACUCGAGCCGGUGGCUUGGGAUUGAACUUGCAGUCUGCAGAUACUGUGAUAAUUUUCGACUCUGAUUGGAACCCUCAUCAGGAUCUUCAAGCCCAAGACCGUGCUCAUCGCAUUGGUCAAACGAGAGAAGUUCGCAUUUUGCGACUGAUUUCACAAAAGUCGAUAGAAGAAAAUAUUUUGGCUAGAGCACAGUAUAAACUAGAUAUUGACGGGAAAGUAAUUCAAGCUGGGAAAUUUGACCAAAAGAGUACAGCAGAAGAGCGAGAGGCAUUUUUGCGAACAUUAUUAGAAGGUGACAACGACGAAACAAAUGAUGUCGAUGACGACGAGAUCCUCGAUGAUGAAGAUCUAAAUCUUAUUAUCUCGCGCAACGACGAAGAACUUGCACUGUUUAAACAAAUUGAUCAGGAACGCAAACGUGAGGAAGAGGCUGAAUGGCGACGACGAGGAGGUCGCGGAAAGUGUCCAGAAAGAUUGAUACAAGAUGAGGAAUUGCCCGAAAUGUAUCGGAAAGAUGAGGACAUAUUAUUUAGCCAGAGCCAAGAUUCCAUGGAAUACGGUCGAGGGCAGCGCGCUAGGGGUGAAAUUCGAUAUGAUGAUGGUUUGACCGAAGAACAAUGGUUAAAUGCCAUUGAAGACGAAGAAGUUGACGUCGCGGAGGUGAUAGCCAAGAAACAAGAGGCAAAGAGACGACGAGAAGCAAAAAAACGUCUCAAGGCAGAGAAAGCUAAUCAUAAUGAUAUGCAUCCAAUGGAAGACAAAAAACGGAAAAUCAAGAGUGACGUGGUUGAUACCGUUCCCGAGAAUGUUCGUAAACAAAUGACACAGAUAUUCACGCAAUGUUAUGACCUGGUUACUAAUUGUAUGGAUGAGUCUGAAGGCGAGCCUCGCCAACGGGCUUAUCUAUUUAUUGAGCUACCUAGCAAGAAGGUGUACCCUCAAUACUAUGUUAUGAUAGCCAAACCAAUAGCGUUGGAUAUUAUAAAAAAGAAAAUAAAGAACAGAAGCUAUCGAAAUAUGAAACAGUUUAAGGAAGAUUUCCAUCUGAUGUUUGAGAAUGCAAAGACAUUCAACGAAGAAGGGUCUCAAGUGUACAUGGAUGCAUGCGAGUUGAUGAGAGUAUUUGACGAGAAAUUCGAAGAACUCUGUCCUAAUGGCGAAUUGCCGUCCUUAGAGGAUGACGACGAAGUCCAGGAGACAACAAACUAG
Paraglomus occultum is the source of this 3774-nucleotide messenger RNA. The record is from the annotation of a GenBank genome assembly. NCBI's taxonomy places the organism in Eukaryota, Fungi, Glomeromycota, Glomeromycetes, Paraglomerales, Paraglomeraceae.